CAGGUGAAUGGAGGCAGGCAUGACGACAGAUGGCACGCACGCUCCCAGGGAUUAUAUAUUAACUCCCAGCAGCUCAGAUUCUCUCACACACAGAACGCCUCGCACAGACUUGCACAGAACCCAGCAGAAUCAUCAUGCAGCAAAGGCAGCCAGCGCAUUGCAGCGCCGCCAGCGCACAGUAAAACAGGGGGGAAAAGCAGAGGAUUUAACUCAUGGACAAAGUGACAGAGGGGAGUUUUUCUGCAAUCACCAUGGAGGUGUGGAGCUCCUCAGCGUCCGAGGAGGAGGAGGAUGACAAGAGCACGUCCAGCUACGUGGAGGAAAUACUUGAAGAGGAUAAAAUCAGCCACAACAGCAAUAAUAGCAAUAACAACAAUAACAACAACGAGAGCCUUUGCAAGGAGGUAACGCAAGUGCUGUGCUCAGACAGAGUGGGCCAGGUCACCAAGACGUAUCAUGACAUCAAGGCGGUGACCCACCUGCUGGAGGAGAAAGAGCGGGAUCUGGAGUUAGCGGCUCGAAUCGGUCAGUCCCUCCUGAAGCAGAACCAAGAGCUGACGUCUCGCAACGAGACGCUGGACGAACAGCUGGAAAUCGCAAAGGAAGAGAUCGCUCAGCUUCGCCAUGAGCUGACCAUGCGAGACGACCUGCUGCAGUUCUACGCCAGCACAGAGGAGACGGAGAAUGCUCAGGGCCUCUCACCAAUUAAAAGAAAUGAAUCCAGCAGUUCUCUCAGCAACUUUGUCCAUUAUGACUUUCUGCAUCAGAAACUGAAGAGUUUGGAGGAGGAGAACCGCAAACUGAGACUAGAGGCCACUGAGCUCUCCACAGAAACGACCAACUACGAGGAGCAGGAGCAGGAGCUGAUGAUGGUGUGUGUGGAGGAGCUCUCGUCUGCAAAUAAACAAGUGGUGGACCUGUCGGAGGAGCUGGCUAGAAAGCUGGAGGACACCGUCCGACAGCAGGAGGAGAUCAGCUCUCUGCUCGCUCAGAUCGUCGACCUGCAGGCCCGCUGCAAAGGGCUCAGUCAUGAGAACGAAGAUCUGAACCACCAGCUGAGUUCCUCCAGAGAGAAGGAGGCAAAACUGAAGUCUGAGCUCAAGGACUUGCAGGACAAGUACUCUGAGUGUGAGGACAUGCUGCACGAGGCACAGAAGGACAUAAAGAACCUGCGAAAUAAGAGUCUGCCCAACAGCACGGUGCAGCGGUACACCGCGCUGGCCUCCGUCCUCCCCAUGGACUCCCUGGCUGCAGAGAUAGAGGGCACCUUCCGGAAAGGCCUGGACUCUCCCGCUUCGUCAGAGUACAAGAACCACCCAUAUCGCGUCUUCGAAACAGUGAAGGUGGCGAACAAAGCAGGGAAGAUGCGGUCCCAGUGCCACUCACCAGGACUACCGGGCUCCAGCCCCGUGUCCAGUUGCACCAGCACCCCUCGGACCAGCUACUACGGCUCCGACAAUGCCAGCUUCAUCCUGGAGGACAAGCCCGGCUCCAGCUCCGCUCAGAGAGAGGACAGCAAUGUUGGUGGUCCGAAACGCCUGGGCCAGCCGGGCACACCCGGAGGUCAGGACCUGGAAACCGCUCUGCGCAACUUGUCGGCUCGCCAGCAGAGCCACGCCUCUGACCGGCCCUUUUUCGACGUGGAGAGGGAACGGAAACUCCGCGCCUUGGCAAACUGCGAGGAGGGCGACGGCUCCAGCGGCUUCCUGACGCCAAACGACAGCCUGGCCUCCAGCUCAGCUGCUUCGACCGGCACCAACUACUCCAACGGGAGCUCACGGCACUCCUGCGGCUCCUCAGGAGGGUCCAGGUCCUACCUGCCAGACCGCCUGCAGAUCGUUAAACCUCUAGAAGGCUCAGUGACUCUGCACCACUGGCAGCAGCUGGCCAAGCCAAACCUGGGGGGCAUCCUCCACCCUCGUCCUGGAGUCCUGACCAAGGACUUCAAGGAGCUGGAGGUGGACGUGCAGCACGUCUACAGCCUGACCGACCUGGAGGAGGACGAGCCUGACCCCUCGCAGUUUUCUGCAGCUCAUGGUUUCGCGUCCUCAUCGGGUCCCACCCUCCCUAAGACCUUCCCCACACAUCCCAAAACCACCUGCAAAGUCCUCCAGCCCCCCCCUCUCGUCCCCUCCUUCUCCAAUCGCCUUCGCUCUUUCAGCCUGCCAUCUCAUCGGGACGGUGAGCACGUGAGCGCCUCGUCUUCCUCCGUCCUCCAGCACUUUCACCAGAGCAGCCUCGCCUCCGCCGCCGGCGCCACCGCAUCCCUGGGACUGCUGCAGCUGCUGCAGCAGCACGGCAUCUCCGCCUCCACCGACCCCUACAGCAACCUGCACUACGCCCCCACCGCGCCGCCGCAGCCGCCUCCUCGGACCUCCACCGGGAAACAGACGGAAGGACGCAGCUCAUCCUCGGACCAAAGUCGCGGGUCGAGCCUCUUCAGCCUGAACCUGGUGGAGAAGCUCCAGAGCCUCGGGCUGCACCGUGUGGCGGCCUGGGGAAUGAUGGGCCGGCGUGGGACCGACGGACACAAUCGCCCCACAAAACUGUGACACGCUCACCCCGACUUCACCACCGUGACUUCACAUUAAGCCAUGAGAUUCCCCCACCGUGCAAUUCACAGCCCACCGCAGCACCCCGUGUCUUGAAAAACAGAACGCCACCGAAUGUGUCGGAGCCGCGCUUGAGAUGGUAUCCGUGUAGAGCGAUGAACUCGGCCAGUGUUCACGUCAGGAGCCGAUUACAUCACACACACACAAAACGGCAAAAAGAAUCUUUUUAUAUUGUGUUUGUGAACGUCAUUUUACUGUUGUCUCCAUCGCUGGUUUUAAAUAAUGUAAUCAUUUGUUGGUUUUUUUUGUUGUUUUUUUUUAGUUUCCAAAGUGUAAAUAAUAGUAUUCUCGUUUGUUAUUUAAGGAAAAAGAAAAUACUACAUGCAGUAUAAAAACUGACGUUGUGGCACUGAAGAACAUUCAGAUGCACCAAAGCACUGGUUUUCCUGUACCUUAGAGCUGCUACACUGAGAGAAACUGAUACAGGAGCGCUGCGAUGGCGUCCUCUACAUAUCUUCUCAUCUCCG
This is a messenger RNA of Poecilia latipinna (sailfin molly), 3079 nucleotides long. It is a transcript of the gene hap1, whose product is annotated as huntingtin associated protein 1. The transcript has 14 exons. Gene Ontology annotation, cellular component: mitochondrion; dendrite; cytoplasmic vesicle. NCBI's taxonomy places the organism in Eukaryota, Metazoa, Chordata, Actinopteri, Cyprinodontiformes, Poeciliidae. Gene Ontology annotation, molecular function: myosin binding; signaling receptor binding. The coding region runs from base 213 to 2552 and encodes 779 amino acids. Gene Ontology annotation, biological process: anterograde axonal transport of mitochondrion; protein targeting; vesicle transport along microtubule. The record is from RefSeq and is a predicted model, not a curated record.